Molecule: messenger RNA, 2237 nt
Organism: Striga asiatica
Lineage: Eukaryota; Viridiplantae; Streptophyta; Magnoliopsida; Lamiales; Orobanchaceae
Source: the annotation of a GenBank genome assembly
GCAGAAUCAAGGCGGCCCCCACCAAAUAUGAAUCUUUAAAACAGUAGUCAGUGAUUAAGCCCUAAUAACUCCAAAGGCGGAAUCUAUUGGGGAGCUCCCAAAAGCAGCGGAACUCUCUCAUUCUCAGUCAUCGGAAAACAAAAAGGCGAGAAGGGCAGACAGCGACACCCGCAGCCAUGUGUGGGAUUCUGGCCGUCCUUGGCGUCUCCGAAAACUCUCAGGCGAAAAGGUCCAGGAUUAUUGAGCUAUCCAGAAGGUUGCGCCACAGAGGGCCUGAUUGGAGUGGGCUUCACAAUCAUCAGAAUUGUUAUCUUGCUCAUCAACGUUUAGCUAUUAUAGAUCCUACCUCGGGGGAUCAACCACUCUAUAAUGAAGAGAAAACAGUUAUUGUCACGGUUAAUGGGGAAAUAUAUAACCAUAAAGAACUCAGGGAGAAGCUGAAGUCUCACGUGUUUAGAACAGGAAGUGACUGUGAAGUCAUUGCUCAUCUGUAUGAAGAAUAUGGAGAAGAGUUUGUGAAUAUGUUGGAUGGAAUGUUCUCGUUCGUGCUGCUUGACACCCGUGAUAAUAGUUUCAUUGCUGCUCGUGACGCCAUUGGUAUUACUCCCCUUUACAUCGGCUGGGGUCUUGAUGGUAUGUUAUCUACUUUCGACUUAUUGAUUCUUGAUGGCUUGUCCAUACUGCAAGAGGUUUCCCAGAGAUCUACUUGGUUUGCUUCGGAAAUGAAAGCUUUAAGUGAUGACUGUGAGCGAUUCAUGACUUUUCUACCUGGUCACAUCUAUUCAAGCAAAAGUGGAGGGCUCAGAAGAUGGUACAACCCACCAUGGUAUGCGGAACAGAUACCUUCGGCUCCUUAUGAGCCCCUUGUACUGCGAGCGGCCUUUGAGAAGGCUGUUAUCAAGAGACUUAUGGCAGAUGUACCCUUUGGGGUACUUCUAUCAGGCGGUCUUGACUCAUCCCUUGUUGCUUCAGUGGCCUCUCGAUAUUUGGCUAAUUCUCCAGCUGCACAGUGGGGUACACAGUUGCAUACCUUUUGCAUUGGCUUAAAGGGUUCUCCAGAUUUGAGAGCUGCAAGAGAAGUGGCAGACUACCUUGGUACUCGUCACCAUGAGUUCCAUUUUACAGUGCAGGAAGGAAUUGAUGCUUUAGAGGAGGUGAUCUAUCAUAUUGAGACAUAUGAUGUGACUACCAUCAGGGCCAGCACACCUAUGUUCCUUAUGUCUCGAAAAAUCAAAUCACUGGGAGUUAAAAUGGUUUUAUCUGGUGAAGGCUCUGAUGAAAUCUUUGGUGGUUAUCUGUAUUUUCACAAGGCACCCAACAAGGAGGAGUUUCAUGUAGAGACAUGUCGAAAGAUUAAAGCGCUUCAUCUGUAUGACUGUUUGAGAGCUAAUAAAGCAACUUCGGCGUGGGGUCUUGAAGCUCGUGUUCCGUUUUUGGACAAGGAAUUUAUCAAUGUUGCGAUGGAUAUUGAUCCGGAAUGGAAACUGAUAAGACGUGAUCUUGGACGAAUUGAGAAGUGGAUUCUGCGCAACGCGUUUGAUGAUGAGGAAAAACCUUAUUUGCCAAAGCACAUAUUAUACAGACAGAAAGAACAGUUUAGCGAUGGAGUUGGAUACAGUUGGAUUGAUGGCUUGAAAGAUCACGCUAACCAACAGGUUACGGAUGCAAUGUUGGCCAAUGCAAAUUUUGUUUAUCCCGAGAAUACCCCUACAACGAAAGAGGCAUACUACUAUAGAACCGUCUUUGAAAGAUUUUUCCCUAAGAAUGCGGCAAGAUCUACAGUACCAGGGGGUCCUAGUGUAGCGUGCAGUAGCGCGAAAGCUGUAGAAUGGGAUGCGUCGUGGUCCAAAAAUCUCGACCCUUCUGGUCGAGCCGCACUCGGAGUUCACGUUGCUGCUUAUGAUGAGGCAAAGAUGGCAGCUGCAAAUGGCUCUCCAAAAGAGUAGAGUGUGGAAGGAUAUUGUGACUGUUUGAUGAACUGUGUUAUCCAUUGUUUGGUCUGACUUUUUAUUUAAAAUCCUAAUUUAUUCCAAAUAACUAUUGUUUUCGAUGUGAUUUCAGAUGGAGGGUGAAUGCUGUUUGUAGUAAGUAGUAAGUGUUGUCUUGGGGUUUUGGACUGAACAUAUAUUGCAAAGAUUAGUGUUCUUGGAGUAGUUACUUAAAAAAGUGUUCAGAAGCACAAUUAUCAGAUUUUAAUAUUCCUAAUUAAAUACCGUGAUCUAUAACUGAUAGGCGAG